UCAUGGCAUUAUACAGUAUAGAAAUGGUCCCUUCAGCCCACUGUCCAUGCCAACCUUUUUAUUCUACCCUCAUUCCUGUCCACUCAAAUACACACUGGGGGCAAUUUAUACUGUUCAAUUAAAAGUCCAGAAGUCAUCUUGCAGUUGUAUUGAACUUUGGUUAGUCUUUAAUUGGGGUAUUGUGGUUGGUUCUGGUCAUCCCAUUGCAGAAAGGAGAGGCAGGCUUUGAAGACAGUGCAGGAUAGGUUCACCAGGACUGCCUGGAUUAGAGAGUAUUACAGUAGGUUAGUUUAGAGAUACAGCAUGGAAACAGGCCCUUCGGCCUACCAAGUCUGCAACGACCAAUGAUCUCCGCACAUUAAUACAAUCUUACACGCACUUGGUACAAAUUACCCUUAUAUUAAGUAUACAAACCCAAGCUAAUUAACCUACAAACCUGUGUGUGUUUGGAGUGUGGGAGGAAAACGAAGAUCUCAGAGAAAAUGCUCACAGUCAUGGGGAGGAUGUAUAAACUCUGUACUUACAGCACCCAAAGUUGGGAUUGAACCCGGGUCUCUGGUGCUGCAAGUGCUGUAAGGCAACAAUGGGAUAUCGCGGAUAUCCUAGUGAGAGCCUCUUCCAUAAUUUUUACUCCCUACGUGUUCUUUGCACCCUUCCAUAUCUCUAGUUUCCCUCUCCCCUGACUCUCAUUCUCAAGAAGGAUCUCGAUCCAAAAUGUCACCCAUUUGUUUCCUCCAGAGAUGCUGCCUGUGCCACUAAGUCACUCCAGCAUUUUGUGUCUAUUUUCUACAACUAAGGCCUACAAAUUCUAGAAGAAUAGCAGAAAAUGUUGUAAUUACUCCACAGCUCAGACAGCAUAUGUGGAAGAAGAAAACGAGUUAAUAUUUCAGGUCUGGGACCUUUGCUGCCACUGUCCCUUUAAGACACAUCUGGGAAGUCCGUGUUUAUUUCCACUCCGUCUGGGCUGGAGGUUCUAACUGCCAGUCAUUAACAUAUUACAGAUGUGCGUGAACUGAAGCAUCCAGCAUCCGACGGAAAGAAAAUCAACAAGAAACAGGAGCCCAGAACAUCUCAGCAUCAAGCACAUGAAGCCUGAGGAGUGUAUGUAUCACACCGCCCAGGCAGUCUUUCCCAGGGAAACUGAAGGACGGGGAGAGAGAUACCAACACUCAGAACACUCCAGGAAAGCAGUGUUGGGCGGCAGGCGGCCGGGAGGAAGAGUCCACUCAACUCACAGCAGUCUCAUCAUGAGACUCCUGUGGACCUUCCGGUGGAUUCUGGUAACCUUCCUUCUCCCUGGCAGUGGUGGACAGAGUGGAGAUCAUGACGGAUUCCAGCUCGAUCCCGGGGAUUUGCUCUUCGCCCUGCCAUUGAAUGACUCUGCUGUGGCUGACGGUGUGGCUGAAUUCAUCUUGCAGGACCAGGAGGAAGUCUCCGACACCUGUUCCAUCACCCUGCUGACCCGCUCGGAGACCAGGGAGCAUGAGGCAACCCACCCGGCUACUCAAGAGGACCUGGGCCCGGUAAAGGGGCUGAUGGAGGGCACAAGCUCCAGCUUGGAAAGUCUGGUGGUGGCGAUGAAGGAGGAGAUUGGGAAAGGGAGCUACCAGUCAGUGAUCUCGAAGACCCUGCUGGACAUCAAGCUACAGAAUGAGGAGUCCAACAAUAUCAUGGCGGAUAUUGGGGCGAGCCUUGAGGCACAGUCCUCAGCAGACAGCCAUCUCACAAAGUUCAAGGAGAAGGUGGGGAAGAUGGAAGCAAUGCUUCAGUCCAUCCAUUGCCUUGCGAGCCAAGUAGAGCAGGUGUCAGAGGUUCUGGCCAUGGAACUGAGCCAAGACCUUGGAAAGUCACGCCAGCUGGAGUCUGGUCUUGGCCAGAAGAUGUACUGAGAGGACCCCUGCUCCCUGUCACGGGUCGCCCACACUCGUUCUACUCCAGGCAGGGACUGGCACUUGAGAAGCGAGUGGUUUCGGCCUUCAAACAAGCAAAAUAGAUGUCAACAACUCCCGGAAAUGUUUAGAAGCCAAUUUAUCAGCUUUGCAAUGAUGAAGACUUCAGCAAGUGAUGAACUCUGUAAUGAAAACCCCACUUGGAUCCCAAACUGAAACAUCACCUAUACGUUUUCUCCAGAGAUGCUGCCUGUUGUUGUUACUCCAGCAUUUUGUGUCUUUCUUUGGUAUAAAUAUGCAUCUGCAGAUUCACCUGAUCCUGUCCCAUGCUGUGUAAAGAACUGAGGUGAGGCUUCCCACAUCCAAUCUCACUCCACUCUCACUCCACUCCCACUCCUCUCCCACUCCUCUCCUACUCCUCUCCCACU
Leucoraja erinaceus (little skate) is the source of this 2317-nucleotide messenger RNA. RefSeq lists its product as uncharacterized. The transcript is spliced from 3 exons. The record is from RefSeq and is a predicted model, not a curated record. Bases 1086 to 1889 code for a protein of 267 amino acids. NCBI's taxonomy places the organism in Eukaryota, Metazoa, Chordata, Chondrichthyes, Rajiformes, Rajidae.